CUAGUCUGUUCGCUGGUGAAAUCACCGAGGCGGCUGUUGAAGAAGUUGUGUAACCAGUAAAACCACCGUGGAGUCAGUGGAGAAACCAAAAACAUCACGAGAUUUCCUGGAAUCCAGACUUAUUAGUUUUCUCUCACUGUAAGUUUAAUUUCUGCUCGGUGUAACCUGCUUUGAAGCCUGAAAGCUCGCACUUAAUGUCGAAGCUGAGUCGGUGCUGAGUGUCAUUAUGAGAUGUCGUCUCAUAGCGCCUCCUUCGUGCAAAUCAAGUUUGAUGACAUCCUCUUUUACGAGAACUGUGGCGGUGGCAGCUUCGGGAGCGUUUACCGAGCCAGGUGGAUCUCCCAGGACAAAGAGGUUGCGGUGAAAAAACUGCUGAAGAUUGAGAACGAGGCUGAAAUCCUCAGUGUCCUCAGCCACCGUAACAUCAUCCAGUUUUAUGGCGCCGUUGUUGACGCUCCCAAUUAUGGAAUUGUCACUGAGUAUGCAAGUGGUGGAUCACUGUAUGAUUACCUGUCCAGUGACAACAGUGAGGAAAUGGACAUGGGACAGAUUAUGACAUGGGCUGCGGAGAUUGCACGAGGAAUGCACUACUUACAUUCAGAGGCCCCUGUUAAGGUGAUCCACAGAGACCUGAAGUCCAGAAAUGUUGUUUUAGCUGCAGACAGAGUUCUCAAGAUCUGUGAUUUUGGAGCAUCCAAGUUUUUGACCCACACAACACAUAUGUCCUUGGUGGGCACGUUUCCCUGGAUGGCUCCAGAGGUGAUCCAGAGCCUGCCUGUGUCUGAGACCUGUGACACCUUCUCCUAUGGUGUGGUGCUUUGGGAAAUGCUCACCCGUGAGAUACCCUUCAAAGGCCUGGAAGGCUUACAAGUGGCCUGGCUCGUGGUAGAGAAAAAUGAGAGGUUAACCAUCCCCAGUGGCUGUCCUGCCAGCUUUGCUGAGCUGAUGAGAAAGUGCUGGGCAGUCGAGCCAAAAGAAAGGCCAAUGUUCAAGCAGAUUCUCUCCACUUUGGAGUCCAUGUCUAAGGACACCCAACUUCCUGAACAGUGCAACUCUUUCCUUCACAACAAGGCUGAAUGGAGGUGUGAGAUUGAAGCGACACUUGAGAGACUUAAGAAGCUGGAGAGAGACUUGAGCACGAAAGAGCAGGAGCUGAAGGAGAGAGAGCGGCGUCUAAAGAUGUGGGAGCGCAAACUCAUCGAACAAUCCGACAGCCCGCUCUUCUUACCCGUGACAAAAAAGAUAAGCGCUAAGUCGUUCUAUCAGUCUAAGACGGAGGAGUCAAACAGUUCACAGAUGUCAUGUCAGAUCUCAGCCUCCGGUAACGAGGACGUGAAUCUGCGAUCCUUAAUGAAAGGGUUUGAGGACAUGUUUUCCCCGGACUGUGGGCGGGCCGUCCUGCACUCAGGCAUGCAGGUCAACAUGCAGGCCAAGCAGAACUCUUCCAAGUCCAGCUGUGUGAGAGAAGGACACAAAAUCAACAUGACUCUGGGGAUGGAACGCCUCACGUGGUCUGACGACAGUGAAUAAGCCUGCUCCGCUGUUCAGUGCUGCCACAGCUGGGUCUGCUGCAUCUGUCAAUCACCGUGAUCUCAGCUAAUGCAUGAUUGGUGUUGUGGAAGAACUCUUAAUGAAUUACUUGUUAAGUCAUGUUGAUUGUCGUCAUUUCAAUAUUCAUUACUUUGUCCCUGGAAAAACAUCUUGGCACACUAUCUUCUUUUCUUUGGACAACUUUUACCUAUAAUGUCCAUUCAAAAAAAGCACAGAGAUGUCACUAUUACAGAAUAUAUUUAAAGGCCCCCCCCCCCCAGGAUAUUAUAGAUGUAAUUUACUGUAUGCCUAAUGUACUGGGUGUAUAGUGCCAUGCUGUGAAGAAAGAGCCACGUGAGCCAGUUGCUUAGAGAAGGCCAGGCUUUUAUGAUGAAGUGACAUUUUGCUGACAUUAAGAUUGGCCAAUUUGUACUGGAUGUGGUGGAGUGCAGUUGUUGAACGCAGUCUCUUACUGAAAUGAGAAAGUACAUGUUUUUUCCUCUGACUGACCCUGGUUCAAAACAGCAGGAAAGGAACUUUGCUGUGUGACUGUCAGCAUCAGUCCCUCAUUUUACUUUCUUUUUUAUUGAUAAAUAAUUACUUAAUACUGAGGCCAUUAUAAUAAUGAUAAUAACAUUUAUCAUAAUAAUGCUUCUGCACAAAUGGCCUUCAUCAGAAGUUGCAGUUCGAUCAGCAUUAAUCGCAUCUACAUGGCUUAACCAAGUAAUUCACAAUACAGAUUUCAAUGUAAAUACUUCCUCUCCAUAGACAGCAUAGAAACAACAUUUUAAAUCCUAACCAAUAUUAGCCUCAGGACCUGCACUUUACAGUAGAGAAAAUCGUAUUAGCAUGAGUGUUCAGUUAGGUAUUAUGCUUCAUCUGGGGGAAGGACAUGCUUCCUUGAGCAUAGCCCAUUAAAUUGUCCCCUUCGCUUGUUAUCAUUAGUCAGUCUCAUGAGGAUGUAAUCCUCUGUACUGCUGUGUUGUUGCUUGUUAGCUUCCUGCCAUGAGCUAAUACUCCUAUUCAAACAUUGCCUGUGCUCUCGUGCCAUCACCCUAGAUGUACUAGACUAGACAUAACAAUUGCCACCGACUCUUACCAACACUCAUAUUUCCCUGUGUGAAAAUCCAGCCACUUUGGCGCAUCCUGAAACAUUCAACUUCCACAUUUGUUUAGUCGUCCCUAUGAGCUUCCAUCAAAAUCAUACAAGUAGCAGCUUCAUGAUGUGACUUAUUUUUCUGCAUCUUUCACUGUUUGUCAAUAAAUUGUUCAACUCUCUGCUUCUCUGUCUAUCUUACACUGUUUUGAUUGCUGUCGUACAUGAACAAAUAUUGAUGAAAGGACAAAUGUUUCAUGAGAUUUAUAUGGUAUUGCUAUUAUUACUAUUAUUAUUAUAAUUAUUAUUAGUAGUAGUAUUAUUAUAACCAAACAAAGGCACACAGCAAAAAGUGUCUAAUACCAUUUUUUAUGCAAUUGUAAAAUAUAUAUUUCUUCUCAAAGGAUUUUGUUUUGCUGCUUUUUCUAAUAUUAACUUCAUGCCACUUUGAGAUUCCCAGUAUCCAUGGCCUGGUUAUCCAUCAUCCACUUAGUCCACAUGGGGGCAGGAUUGUGUGAACUAUACCCAACUCAAAAUCUUUUCUCGCUUCUUUCUUGAGCCCACACAAAAAUCUUUAACACAAAAACACAGCCCUCGUUUUAAAAUAUUAGAUUUAGGUACCUUUUUUCUCAACAGCAUGCCACGUGUCUCAAAAGAAACAAGCCGUUCAUUUGUGAAAUAGAAUAUGCAGCUUGAAAAGUGAUGUUUAGUCACUUCAGGGAGACUUUGGCAGUAGCGGAGUGUCUCUGAAUGUGUUUACUUCCGAACCGCGGCACUGGAGGAGGCGGAAAGCGCUGCGGGGCUGAGUUGCUUUAUGAGGCUGCACUGAAAUGUAUGGCAGCGACUGUCUAGUGAGGCCAGCAUUCAGUUCAUAAACUGAGCUGUUAUCAGAUGUCGUGGGAAGAAGACAGUGAAUAGGGAUUACUCAUUCAUUUAGUCAUCUUUCCUCCAAUUUUACAUUGCAUUAUUUCUGUCAUUACACACCAGUCUCAUGAUCACAAUGAUGAAAUCUUUAUUUUGCCUGGCAACUUUGUGCCUGAUUACAUUUAAUGAGCAAUAAAUGACUUAUCGUUCAAAUAGAUCCUGUUAAAUCAGUCAGACGGACAUUUUGGUUUGAUAUAGACCAUUAGAGGCAAGGCGUCGUAAUCACACAGCACAAUAACCCGAAGAAAGUGAUGGCCUAAAAAACAUGGAAGACAUGGCUAUUUUCCAUUUUAAUAACAUUUACUUAAGUUUUUUGAUUUCUACUUUGAGAUCUGUCUGUCAUAAACACACACACAUGCUAUCAGUGUCCAUCCAUAUUCUAUUGCUGCUACUUCUAUUUGUGUUUUGUGUCUAUACAGUUGCUGCCCACUCUUGACAUCUAU
Scomber scombrus (Atlantic mackerel) is the source of this 3993-nucleotide messenger RNA. It is a transcript of the gene map3k20a, whose product is annotated as mitogen-activated protein kinase kinase kinase 20a. The record is from RefSeq and is a predicted model, not a curated record. Gene Ontology annotation, molecular function: protein binding; protein kinase activity; ATP binding. NCBI's taxonomy places the organism in Eukaryota, Metazoa, Chordata, Actinopteri, Scombriformes, Scombridae. The transcript is spliced from 12 exons. Gene Ontology annotation, cellular component: cytoplasm. Bases 232 to 1530 code for a protein of 432 amino acids. Gene Ontology annotation, biological process: protein phosphorylation.